CACUCUUUGUGGUUACUUUCAACUUAUAUUCAUGGAGAAACCCAGUUUCCUAAAUUUAGCUGUAUGAUUAUUCUGGAUCACAGUUGGAUGCUAUUAUUCAGAAAUGUAUUUUCCGAAAGGGAAUAAAACGAAUGAAGACGGUGUGAUUGAAUUAGGUUAUAAGAAUAUAAGUAGCUACAUGUAUAACUCCUUUACAAGACGAUCUGCAAUGCUCAGUCACUACAAUUACAAUGUUUAUCAGACACUGGUUGUCUGUGAGCUGCUGGAUCUUGACAGGCCUGGAAAGAUGAUUAUCAGAGAUGCUGCCGGAGGCUGCACCACAGAUGAAAUGUGUUACUUUAACAACAACUUUACUUAUACAGUGACUGCCAAUAUUACACAAGAAAUGCUCAAACCCCACCUGGAAGAAUUCAAGCAGAUAUUUGAAAAUACUUUUUACCCAGUUUGCAUAAAAACUCUUAGGUAUUACCUUAACAAAAGAAGGCAUCAACUGAAUAUUAGAAAACCCGAAGUCAGUCCCCUGCGGAAGAAUCUUUCUUCUGGGUCUCGUUUGAGUUGUUUGGCGACAGGGUUUUACCCUCGUCACAUCAACCUGACCCUGUUCAGAGACCAGCAGCCUGUAGCUGAUCAUGAGAUCACUGGAGGAGAUCUGCUGCCCAACGAUGACGGGACGUACCAGAUGAGGAAGAGUCUGGAGAUCAGUGCUGCAGACAAACACAAAUACACCUGCUCCGUCACACACCUCAGUCUGGACAACAAACUGGACGUCUCUCUGGAAUCCAGUGAAUUAAUUACACCAGUGGUUUCUUCAGUGCUAAUAGUUUUGGGUCUGUUGUUGGUGUCAAUGACAGCAUUGAUUAAGCCGCGUGUGAGGCCCGCUGACGGAUACCAGAGGGACAGCUGGGCUGUGUCUUUGAUGGACGUCUUGUGUUAUUGGCGUCUGAGCUCUUUGAAGCCGUUUGAUUCGGUCUCGUGGGGCACGAGCUCGUCUGACUGCAGUUAUCUGCUCUACGGCUGCACCUCCGGGGACGGAAACCAGAGCUGUAUACCUCCUCCCGUGAUUCCCUGCUAA
Molecule: messenger RNA, 1072 nt
Organism: Puntigrus tetrazona (Sumatra barb)
Lineage: Eukaryota; Metazoa; Chordata; Actinopteri; Cypriniformes; Cyprinidae
Product: major histocompatibility complex class I-related gene protein-like
Exons: 6
Coding region: 104-1072 (322 amino acids)
Biological process (GO): immune response
Cellular component (GO): external side of plasma membrane
Source: RefSeq, a predicted model, not a curated record